AUGGCUUUUAGUCAGCUGCCACGUCUCUCAAACCAACCUCCUGUCUCCGUCCUCAUGUACGGCAUGGACGACUCGGGGUGGCAGUUGAAUGCCAACCUCACAGCUCUUGCACCGCAGAGCGCUGCCGCGGACUGGGUGAAGGCGCAGCUCAGUGCGGCGGGCAUCGCAAUGUUUUACCCAGUGAAGCCGUCUCCGCCGUUAAAUGUCUACAGCUUUGCCUACGACGGGACGUCCUGGACUUUCGUGAACGUAGAGACCUUCCCUGAGGGCGAGUCGUGCGAGAAUAGAUGCCUCGAGCUUGGGGGAAAUCUGAUGGUUUUCAAACCACUGGCGGGAUCUGCGGACAGGGAACUUCAAACGUUCCAGUGGCAGGGGGCAAGCUGGUCCCUGAUACCGACUGCUAAUCUCACACGCCCACCGGGUUUAGGGCUACGCUUUGCGGUCGAUGGGCAGCAGCUCGUCUUGUUCACUUACACCGUGAAGGCCUUCGCGUUUCUUGCACGUGGCAUGCCUCUGAGACAUGCUUUGGAGGUCUUGCAGGAAUCAUCACCACGGCGGAACUUUAUCUUCAUUUACGAACAAAGCGCCGGCUUCUGGGCGGAGGUCUAUCGUCAAGAGGUUGGGGAAACAGAUCGGGCGGGCUCAAACUUUGUCGACGAUGUGGAUAUUUCCAGCUCUGGCAAGGCAAUAGUGGUAGAGGUUUCAGCCGAUCUACGACGCGUCUUCCUCUUCGAGAGGGGCGCCGAUGGUAUUUGGGGACCAACCCAAACCUUGGUGCUCAACGACCCUGGAACUGUAGGGGGCACGGGUGUGGGCAUUGGUGGCACGGACGCGGUAGUGACUUAUUUUGUCCCAGAGGUUAAUGGGCAAAGGGUCAACACGACGGCCAGCGGCAUCAUCAUUGGUUGCAACUCAACUGCACCGACAACUCCGGUGCCUUCGUACAGGUACUCGUACUACCGGCGGUAUCGGCGCUUCCGACGUGCACGCUGCCCAAAGUGGUGUGCUGCAGUCCGUUGGUGGCACUGGUGGUGCAAGCGCUGCAAGAAGGCGUAG
Symbiodinium sp. CCMP2456 is the source of this 1056-nucleotide messenger RNA. The record is from the annotation of a GenBank genome assembly. Lineage: Eukaryota; Dinophyceae; Suessiales; Symbiodiniaceae.